Messenger RNA from Acytostelium subglobosum LB1, 549 nucleotides. RefSeq lists its product as hypothetical. Bases 1 to 549 code for a protein of 182 amino acids. NCBI's taxonomy places the organism in Eukaryota, Evosea, Eumycetozoa, Acytosteliales, Acytosteliaceae. The record is from RefSeq and is a predicted model, not a curated record. The transcript is spliced from 2 exons.
AUGGUUCAUCAUCAUUGGCUGGACGAAUUGUUGUUGAGGGUACAUGUGCUGGUGUGGGUACAUCAUGUGGCGCUGUUGGUAGAGCUGUUGCUGUGGAUCUCUCAUCUGGUUCUCGAGGUUGGCCAGCUGCUGGAAGCUGUUGGUGCUCGUCUGAACGUUGUCAUUGGCGAUCUGCUGCUCACGGUUGUAGAUGUCGUUGGCAGCCUGGGCGAGGUUCUGGUUGCUCUGUUGGGCGGUGCUCAUCAUGUUGUCACGCUGCUGGCGGAGCUCCUGGAGUCUGGAGUCGAUCUGGCGCAGCUCCUGUUCGCGCUGGUUGGACUGCUCCUGGCGAGUUCUCUCCAUGUCCUGCUGCUGCUGCUGCUGGCGUCUGGUCUGCUCGGCUUGCUGCUGGUUGUUCUGCUGGGCUUGUUGUUCGGCCUGCUGGCGGGUGGCCUGUUCGGCGGCUUGUUGAGCCUGUGGAUUCGGUUGAUUCUGUUGUUGUUGAGUCGGUUGUUGUUGGUCACAGUAAGCCAGGCCAACCAGGGCGAGGACCAAUACAAUUGCAAGUAA